AUGCGGCUGCUGCCCCUGCUGCACGCCGUCCUGUGGGCCGCGCUGCUCGGCUCCCCGCUGCCCGGGGGCGCCGGCCUCCGCCACGACUUCUACUGGAACGCCAGCAACCCCAGGCUGCUCCGAGGAGACGCGGUGGUGGAGCUGGGCCUCAACGACUACCUGGACAUCUUCUGCCCUCACUAUGAGGGCCCCGGGCCCCCCGAGGGCCCCGAGACGUUUGCCCUGUACAUGGUGGACUGGUCGGGCUACGAGGCCUGCCAGGCACAGGGGGCGGGUGCCUUCAAGCGCUGGGAGUGCUCCCUGCCCUUUGCUCCCUUCGGGCCGGUCAAGUUCUCCGAGAAGAUCCAGCGCUUCACGCCCUUCUCCCUUGGCUUCGAGUUCUUGCCGGGAGAGACCUACUACUACAUCUCCGUGCCCACGCCCGGGAGUCCUGGCCGGUGUCUGAGGCUCCAGGUGUCCGUCUGCUGCAAGGAGAGCAGAGCCAGCGCCUUCCCAGGACUGCCUGGAGGAGCCCCUGCACCUGAGCUGGGAGUGCCACGCCGGACAGACAAGAUGGAGGCGUGGCGAGGGGAGUCAGAGGGUCUGACGUGA
Molecule: messenger RNA, 591 nt
Organism: Pipistrellus nathusii (Nathusius's pipistrelle)
Lineage: Eukaryota; Metazoa; Chordata; Mammalia; Chiroptera; Vespertilionidae
Source: the annotation of a GenBank genome assembly